GUUGCUUUCUGUGCCAUUCAUUUGGAGCGCAGCCGCUCAUAACGUGCACCGGCGCAUUGAUGAGAGAAGAGCUCUUUUACAGUCCACCGCUCAUCCAGAGGACAGAGGUAAGUGGACAGUCAAUCCACCGGGUUCACCCACACACCCAGACCAGAUUCAGACGGGACAAGUGAAGCCUAUUGGACGCACAGACGCGCACCAGCACCAGCGCACGGACCUGCAGACUUGGACCUGACAGUUCGCCUCAAUACGCAAACUACCUGCAGCAUAACAUGGAGCGCAAAAUCCCUGAUUUCGCCGGACGCUGGGAGAUGAAGAGCUCUGAGAACUUCGAGGAACUCUUGAAAGCGUUGAAUGUGAAUGUGAUGCUGCGUAAGAUCGCGGUGAAGGCAGCCUCCAAGCCACAGGUGGAGAUCACACAGGAUGGAGAGACUCUGUCGAUCAUAACCUCAACCACAGUCCGCACCACCCACAUCACCUUCACCGUGGGACAGGAGUUCAACGAGUGCACGGUGGACGGACGCCCCUGCACGAGUUUGCCUCGUUGGGAAACAGACAGUAAGAUCAGCUGUGACCAGACUCUGCAGAAAGGAGAGGGGCCUAAGACAUCCUGGACCCGAGAGAUCACCAAUGACGGAAAACUGAUCCUGACCAUGAGAGCUGAUGAUGUGAUUUGCACCAGAUUCUACGAGCGACAAUGAACACGAGCACUUUUCGUCCUUCCCUCUCUCCUGCAUCACCACUUGGGUCACCCACCCCUCCGCUUUGUCGAGGUGGCGAUGGCAGAUCUAGUCCGUAGUUUAAUUCCAGUAUCUCUGUUAGCUUCACGACAUUAAGUUUGGUAAUUGUAUCUAGUAUGUCACAGAUCUAGAACAGUCUUAGCUUCUGACUUAUCCGUCUUUCCAGCUCCAUCGCACGUAACCCGCUGGGUUUUAUACACAAAAAUGUUGAUUGUAUGCUUGAUUUGAUCAGUGAAAGCUCAUGUAUUUGGCAUCAUGUGUGUGUGUGUGUGUGUGUGUGUGUGUGUGUGUGUGUGUGUGUGUGUAUCAGCAGAAGAGGUGCGAGACUAUAUUUGUAGAAGUGUAAACCAAUCUAUGAGCUCUUGCAGUUUCAGGUCAGUUUCGAUGAGUCCCUCCUCUCUGCUCCUUCAGCCCUGUCCAACAACUCUAACCUUUUUCUCAUGAUGACAUUUUAUAUUUAUUACUACACUAGAGGCGGAUACAGUACUACUACGGUUUUUACUUUGUGUGUCUUUUAUAUGAAAUGUGAUCAUUGGAAACUUUCUAUGGGAGAACAAUAAAGCACGAUAUUAACUCAG
Messenger RNA from Hippoglossus stenolepis (Pacific halibut), 1318 nucleotides. RefSeq names its product cellular retinoic acid binding protein 2, a (gene crabp2a). Gene Ontology annotation, molecular function: fatty acid binding. The transcript has 4 exons. Lineage: Eukaryota; Metazoa; Chordata; Actinopteri; Pleuronectiformes; Pleuronectidae. Gene Ontology annotation, biological process: fatty acid transport. Bases 273 to 701 code for a protein of 142 amino acids. Gene Ontology annotation, cellular component: nucleus; cytosol. The record is from RefSeq and is a predicted model, not a curated record.